AUGUCCUUAUCGUUCGAAAGAGAUUGUGUUUCUGAAGUUGUAGAUGUGCUUAGGAAGAUCGAAGUCUACGUUCGAUCUGCAAAUGAACAAUUGGAACAGCCAAGCUCUAACAGCAUUGUAAAUCUUUUGAAAACAUCCAAGUUAGUACAGGGACCGCCUUUACGCUCCCAUCAAUUAGAAGGCAUACAGUGGAUACUCGAUCUCUACAAAAAUGGCCUAAAUGGAAUUCUUGCAGAUGAAAUGGGUCUAGGCAAAACCGCUCAGGUUAUUGCUUCAAUAGCUCUAAUGGCUGAAAAUGGUUCUCCUGGACCGUUUCUUGUUGUUGUUCCGCUCUCAUUGCUCCACAGUUGGUCCGAACAAUUCAAUACCUUUGCACCGGAUAUUCCCCAUAUUUUAUAUUAUGGGAGUGCGAGUGAAAGGGCAGGAAGUCCUAUUCUGAAUAGCCUUGAUGAAACUUUGGAUGAAGUAAUUUCAAAAAAGCAUUUUUGCCCAUCAAAGGAACUAUCUCGUAUUCGGAAAAAUUUAGACAAUUCUUCCCUCGAAUAUCGACAAGAAAUCCAGUCUCUUCCGGCACCAGAAAGUCCAAAUGAUAUUAAGAAGAAAUUUGCUAAACCCAAAAAAUUGAAAAUUCCUUCCACUUUAUAUGGUUACGAGAGUAAUCCUGAGUAUUUGGCAAAUUUAGACAAAGUAAUUGACGCUGUUCUGUCAGGCACUGAUGAAUUUAGUAAUCCGAUUAGGUUUGAUUCUCUGUUCAGCUCCAAAUUAGGUGAAAACGGGGCUAGCUCCUCUUCUACUUCGGACCUCAAUGAUGAUAGCUCUAUUUCAAUAUUGCAUCAAGAGAGCACACUGUCAAUGCCGGUUACUUUUGAUCAAAAUAAAAGCAAUAUUCAAUGUCGGGAUUGUGGUAAGGUUCCUUGUAAGUUGGAUUAUAGCAGCCAAAUUAAUGAGGAAUCUAAAUUUUAUCCUGAAGAUUCGACAAGAAAUUUGUACAAUUAUUCUGGAGAUUCGAGUUUUACCAUUAAUGAUGUUUUAAAUGCCGAAAAUAAUAUGAAAACGAAAUGCUCAGCAUGUCUAAUGCAACCACUACAUUCUGAAAUUCAACCUGGAAUUGAAAGUGAUUCGAUGGAACAAGUUAGCAUGCUUCCUAUUCAAGCUUCUCAAAAUUUUGACGAUCAGUUUUAUUCACUUCCAUCUUCAUCCAUAGAAAGUUUUCACGAUUUUGAAAAAGGUGGUGAUAAAGAUUUCCGCACAAGGGAGUCCAUAGAUAACUUUACGGUUAUCGCUGAGGGUAUACCUGAGAGCUUUUCCAAAAAUCGAAUGGAUCUUUCUGAUUUGUCAAUGGAAAUGGAUCGGAGUUAUGCUAAAGAAAGAGAUGUUUUUAGCGACAAAUAUCCAGAUGUGUCUCGUUUCAUUUCACAAGCAAGCACGUCUAUCGACCAAGCACAUCAAGAUCAUGAAACUGGAGUUGAUAGAGGUCAAAAUAAAGUUUUGAUUACUCCUAAAACUGAAGAUUUAAGCGAACUGAAAGAAACGCGAAUCAAAUUAUUUGAAAAUGAAAACGUUCCAUUUGGACCUCUACUGAGCUCAGAUGUCUUGCCAUCCUUCAAAAACGGUUACAACUCUGAAGUAAAUGUGCAAGAGAAUAUCGUUAACAACUUGAUUGAUACCAAUACUGAUAUACCUAAAGGAAUUUCUAUAGGCUCUCUAAACCCAAUUGUUUCUCUUGAUUCAAAUAAGUCACCCUCAGAAAUAGAUCAAAAUGGAGAAACCUAUAAAUUAUUUUCUCAAGGCGUUUUUACAGAAGGCACAUCUCAAGAUCAAUGUCAAAGUUCGAGGGAAGAUAUGGAUUAUGGUCCAGAGAUUUCAACCAAUCUAAAAAAUGAAGAAAUUGGCCCCUCCGAAUUUCAUUCUGGUUCAGAGGACAUUUCAACACUGCCAAAUAACUUUUCCUUAGUGAAUUCAAACGAAUCAUUUGAUCAAAAGGAUGAAGAAAAGUCUACUCAUGUGCAUAACCUGUCUAACAAUAGGCAAGACAUUCGAGCAAAAACAAAAGAAAACAAAAUGAACUCAUCAAAUGAAACGUCAAAGAUUGAUGAAGAUCAAAUAGGUUCUUCUUUAACAAAUUCUCUUCCUAAGUGUAUUCUUCCUGUUGUAAUAACAACCUAUGAAGUUGCCAUUAGAGAUUGUUCCUUCCUCAACCGUAUAAAUUUCAAGGCAAUGGUAGUUGAUGAAGCCCAAAGAAUCAAAGGAGCAGCGUCGAAACUUUAUCAGUGUUUGCAGACCUACGAUGCCGAAGUGAGAUUAGUUGUCACUGGUACUCCUCUGCAGAAUAGUAUUUCGGAACUUUGGAGGCUUCUGCACUUUCUCUUGCCUGAGAUAUUUCCAAUUGUGGCUGAUUUUGCCAGAUGGUUUGACCCAGCCUCCCUCAUGGAUCAAAUGGGACGUGAUCGAUUAGCUGUUCAGGAGGCUGAAAAUGCGCUAGUUACAAAUCUUCGCAACAUUAUUCAUCCCUUCAUGCUUCGUCGAACCAAGGCGCAGGUGGACUUUAAACUACCUCCCAAGAAGGAAAUAAUUCUGCGGGUUCUUAUGACACCUGAUCAACAGAAGCUUCACGACUUCGUGGUGCAAACACUAUUGGAAAAGGGCUCAAUAGCGUCACCGGCUAAACACUCCAUAGGAAGUAUCACUUCUAUUGAUAGGAAUAAUAUUUUGAAAGAAGGGUGCAAAAGACGUGUGGGCUCCAAUCGUUGUCAUUUCGAUGAACGGGGAUUUUCUUCAAGCAUAAACGAAAAGCUUCUGCUACCUAAAAAACGAGGAAGACCACCUAAGGUAAAGCCAAAUUCUAUACCAGUCGAAAAUGACAGUCCAACUCGUCCAACACAACCAUCGGAGCCACCAUACAAGUUUCUCAAAAGCGCUGAGUCCAGCUCAAAACUCAUGCUGCUUCGAAGACUCGCUAACCACUCCUACCUUGUACUCGAACAUCCAGAUUCGCCCAAUUUAUCAAUAGAAUGCAACCAAACGGAAGAAAAGAAGGAGGAUUUCGUGAAUGAACUCCUUCGAAUGGGUGGAAAAUUGGCCCUCCUUGAUAGGCUUCUUAAAAAUCUAAUUGCAGCUAAUCAUAAGACACUCAUAUUUUCUCAGUUUACAAUGGUUCUGGAUGUGAUUGAGGAUCUCUUGAUAGCUCGCGGUUGGAAUUGGGUGCGACUGGAUGGCGCAGUUCGUUUUGAAACGCGACAGGAGGUAAUACGUGAGUUCAAUACGUCCGGAGCAGAACUUCCAAUCUUUUUGUUGUCAACUCGAUCAGGUGGACUGGGGCUCAAUCUCCAAGCCUCUGCUGAUACUGUCAUCAUUCAUGACUCUGAUUGGAACCCCCAGUUAGACCUUCAGGCUAUGGAUCGAAACUUUGAGUCAGAAGUACCCGAAACCAAAAACUCAAAUGAUUGCCAGACUGUCUACGCUGAAUGUAAUGAGAGUGGCAAUUCCGAACAAAUUAAAACUGCUGAUUUGGAUGCUAGCAAAACCAUUGAGGCAGAUAUUUUACCGAAUUCCGAUGAGUCAGAGAGGAGAAGCAAUUGCUAUGUUACCGAUACAAAUAAAAAGUCAAAUUUACACUUAAGAACUGAUUUCCAAGCGUCGGAGGAAUGUGGAAUUUCGACCGAGCGAUUUAUAAAAUCUAGUAUGAAACCCGAUCCCUCUCUCAAAAGAACCGAACAAUCUAACGAGACUGUUCAAUCAAACUUAAAGUUUAUGGACCAACAGUCUGACACCUUAAAGAGGCGAAAAUUAACCCGAUUAGGUCUUGGUCGUUCAUCGGGGACGUUUAAAACGCCUUUCAAGAGACCCUUAAAGGGUGAAGAGUGA
Messenger RNA from Rodentolepis nana, 3864 nucleotides. The record is from the annotation of a GenBank genome assembly. NCBI's taxonomy places the organism in Eukaryota, Metazoa, Platyhelminthes, Cestoda, Cyclophyllidea, Hymenolepididae.